ACAAAGUGCGCAGCCAUUUUGUUAGCUAGCUUGAGGUUAUAGAGGUUAGCCGCGUUCUGCUGCAUUAUAUGUGGUCUUUUCGAUUUUGAACGUAAAGCUGAACGAAUAAGAUACUUUUGUCGAUGUUUAUGUAAGCGUAUGACUUCCAGCCACAUAACUAGCAGCUAAGAGCAGGUCUCGUGUGUUUGUUGACGGCGAACAUUGCGCGAAACUGACUGGUCAUUCAUUUUCCGAGCCGUCUCGUUUGCUAACGCUAGCUUGUUAGCUAGCUGACUAACGUGUUUACGCGUGCUGCGAGCGGAGAAGAUAGUGAAUGCUACAGUGAGUUGAGUGUUUGCGUUUCGACACAGUCUUGUCCCGGUCUUUGACUUUAGCUCCACCCGCUGCUUUUACUCGGGCCAGCCACCAACCAUUUAGUGACCAUGUCCGAGCUGUACAUUCGUGUGGCUGAAGAUGAAAACGAGGAGCCCAUGGAAAUCCCUUCGGAGGAUGAUGGUACUAUUUUGCUAUCGUCGGUAGCAGCACAGUUUCCAGGGGCGUGCGGGCUGCGUUACAGGAACCCAGAAUCCCAGUGUAUGAGGGGAGUCCGGCUCGUGGAGGGGGUCCUGCAUGCUCCUGAGAACGACUGGGGGAACUUGGUCUAUGUCGUCAAUUACCCUAAAGAUAACAAAAGAAAGAUGGAUGAAAUAGAUGCUGCCUCAGCUGUGAAAGUGAAAAGGGGCUUUCAGAAGACAUCAGAUCUCAUUGUCCUCGGGCUGCCAUGGAAAACAAGCGAACAAGACCUGAAAGAUUAUUUCACUACUUUUGGGGAGGUCAUCAUGGUGCAGGUCAAGAGGGAUUUGAAGACUGGCAACUCCAAAGGGUUCGGGUUUGUCCGGUUCACCGAGUAUGAGACGCAAACCAAAGUGAUUGCUCAGAGACACAUGAUUGAUGGACGAUGGUGUGACUGCAAACUUCCCAACUCAAAGGCGGGUCCUGAUGAGCCCAUGCGGAGCCGUAAAAUCUUUGUUGGCCGCUGUACAGAGGACAUGACAACCGAUGAACUGAGGCAGUACUUCAUGCAGUAUGGCGAAGUCACUGAUGUCUUCAUCCCCAAACCUUUCCGGGCAUUUGCAUUUGUCACGUUUGCCGAUGACCAGGUUGCCCAAGCCCUGUGUGGAGAGGACUUGAUCAUCAAGGGCAUCAGCGUGCACAUCUCCAAUGCUGAGCCCAAACACAAUAAUAGUAGGCAAAUGAUGGAUCGAGGGCGGUUUGGGGCUGGUGGGUUCAGUCAGGGCUAUGGCAGUAAUCGUGGGGGGAUAGGCAGCGGUAGUGGUGGGGUAAACUUUGGGGCUCUCGGUCUAAACCCAGCGAUGGUGGCGGCAGCUCAGGCAGCGCUGCAGAGCAGUUGGGGAAUGAUGGGCAUGCUGGCUAACCAGCAGGGUCUGGCCACAACGGCAGGCACAGCCCCUACAACCCGAGACCAGACCUAUAGCUCUACCAGCGCCAGUUACAGCAGCCCCAGCUCAGCUAGCCUCGGUUGGGCUGCAGGCACUAACACCGCCUCUAGCAGUGGCUUCAGCUCCGGCUUUGGCACCUCUAUGGAGUCCAAGUCUUCUAGUUGGGGAGUGUAGAUAUCUUAGAGUUGUGCUUUUCUGUUGCUAUUAGGCUAAUCUGGUAAGUAUACAUACAGUUGGGAACUGCUUAUAUCUUAUGUUCCUAUUAUUAAAAAUAUACUGCCUUUUUAUUUUGUUAAAGAGAAAGAUUUAUACUUGCGUGUGACUGAUUAUGUCAUGCAUUGAAUGGGUGAAAAGUUUAGUUUGUUAGUGGAAACUCCCACACUCUGCUUUGAUUUUAAAUGUUAAAACAGAGAUGACUGCAUGCAAGAUAAAUAUUUAUAAACAUGCACGAGUAUCUUGAGAGCCCCUGUGUCCCCUUGUAAAAUGAGCUUGAUAUAAUUAUAUAUCUGUGUGCAGUUCAUUGUAUUUUUUGUUUUGACAUCAUUUGGAAACGCCUUCAUGAAAAUCUCUUCUGCAGUUCACCAACUCUUUCCCAAUUUCCCGGGAGGAAGCGCCUCAUUGGCUGCAAUGUUCGACAGAUCUCAGUAUCAAUUCCCCUCUUCCCAUGUGUAAAUGCUUUGCCAUCAAAGAACACAGCUUCACUCUGCAUAUACUGUGUUAGACGGUGGGUGUUGUCUUUUUUUCCUCUCACCUUUUUAAGGAUAUAAAAAUUUUGUCUGCUAUUGUCGCUUUUCAAGAUCAAUGAGUGGGAUUGAUGUUGGACCGAGUGAGUGAGCGAACGCAAGAGCAAAUUGAAAGAAGUGUGAGAAGGACUGUUUGUGCAAAAUGUAUUUUUUUUUUUUUUUAAAGACACAAAUGCCUGCGAGAGUUGAGAAGAACCUGUGGCUUUGUGCGAGUGUGAGAGGAAGAAGCAAGUACGAGUGUGUCCCAAAUGGCCAUCACAAGGACAUUAAUUGCAUCUCGAGAUCCCUAGGGUCUCUGCUUUUUGUCAUCAUUUUCUAUCAACCUUAAUUCUUAAAAAACAGUGAAAUGUCAAGUGCGUAAUGAGUAUUUGUACCUUUUUCGUAGCUUUCUCUUGCUGUCUGAUUUAAUGUGAAUGCUGUGUCUGGUUGUUUGCUUUAUUUUCUCCUUGUUACCACCCUCUGUGUGAAAAUGAGACUGUGCUGGUGAAGUCUGUGUGGGAAAACACUGAAAGUGUGUUUAAGUUUGAGGUUGCUGUGGUGAAUGUUUGACAAGUUCCCAUUUGAAAGUUUGUGUUUGAAGUGGUUACGAAUGCUUUUUCUAUGUUUUGUGAAUCAAAGGGAAGUCUGAAAUAAAACAGAAUUUGACUAGGUAUAAUACACUCUUGACAGUGACUUAUUUUUGACUUCACAUUAAUUGAAAUGCCAACACUUUAAUUUACAUGUAUAGGGACCUCGGACAUGGACAGCCCAGGUUUUCGUCAGAAUCCAGGUUGGAGUCAGUUAUGGAGAAGCUGAAGACAUUGUUGGGUGGGCCGGCACAAACCAAAACCAACAAUGGAAUUGCUGCACGUCUGCCUUAAUCCUGAAAAGGAUCUUCUUCACUUCACUAGCAAGAAACUUCGGACUUUCCCGUAAUCAAAUUUAGAGCGGACCAUUCUCAAUUGGGCUGAGGUAUUUGUUCAUACCUACAAAUGUCACAAAUAGGACCAAAGUCACACCUACAGUUUGGCAGCAGUCAUUCUUUUAUUUUUUUCACAAAGUCUGCCUUUUUAAUCUGAAACAUGCAUUUCUGUCAGUGAAUGCUUUUCUUUGUCCUCGUAACACUCAUUGUUAACUUAUGGAAGUAUUAACUAGUAGGUUUCUUUUCGAUGUGAUCAAAACAUUUCAACAAGGCAAGAUGUUUUUGUUAUUUUGUUUAUCCUGAUUGUAAAGUGGAUGGAAUGUAUCACUAAGAGUUAAAAAAAAAAGGGACUUAAACAACUGAUUGAACAUGCCAGCAGGAAUUUUCACUUUCUGUAUCAAGAUAUUUUAGUAUUGCGGUGUAAAAUAAACAGGUUUUUGAGUUUUUAA
Cyclopterus lumpus (lumpfish) is the source of this 3532-nucleotide messenger RNA. It is a transcript of the gene tardbpl, whose product is annotated as TAR DNA binding protein, like. Gene Ontology annotation, cellular component: nucleoplasm. The transcript is spliced from 5 exons. The record is from RefSeq and is a predicted model, not a curated record. NCBI's taxonomy places the organism in Eukaryota, Metazoa, Chordata, Actinopteri, Perciformes, Cyclopteridae. Gene Ontology annotation, biological process: regulation of gene expression. Gene Ontology annotation, molecular function: RNA binding. The coding region runs from base 423 to 1613 and encodes 396 amino acids.